This is a messenger RNA of Anopheles nili, 4646 nucleotides long. RefSeq names its product Fanconi anemia group M protein homolog (gene Fancm). Gene Ontology annotation, molecular function: 3'-5' DNA helicase activity; four-way junction DNA binding; ATP binding. Gene Ontology annotation, biological process: double-strand break repair via synthesis-dependent strand annealing; replication fork reversal; interstrand cross-link repair. The transcript has 4 exons. Bases 1 to 4365 code for a protein of 1454 amino acids. Lineage: Eukaryota; Metazoa; Arthropoda; Insecta; Diptera; Culicidae. The record is from RefSeq and is a predicted model, not a curated record.
AUGGAAAAUCGUUCGGAUGGAAAGCACCAAAGCGACAUCGAGAAUUCAUCCGACGUUCCUAACGUGAGCAGCAACUCGCUACGCGAUGCUUCGUUGGAAAAAGACCUUUUCGACGAUGAUGAGUUCAAUCAGCUGGAUAAGAGCUUGCUGGACUUGCUAGAUAAUCCGUACGGUCCGCAACAAGAUGCCUUGCAUCUCCGCAAAAGCAACCAAUACGAUGGAUUUGAUAAUAACGCCGGCGAUAGCUGGAUCUACCCCACGAACUAUCCCAUGCGGCAGUAUCAAUUUAACAUCACGAAGGCAGCCCUGUUCAAAAACACGCUGGUCGUGCUUCCCACCGGUUUAGGCAAAACGUUCAUAGCCGCCGUAGUGAUGUACAACAUCUACCGUUGGUAUCCGACCGGCAAGGUAAUUUUCAUGGCUCCAACACGCCCGCUUGUAAGCCAGCAGAUCGAGGCAUGCUAUCACAUCAUGGGCAUUCCCAAGUCGGACACAGCCGAAAUUACUGGCAAGCAGCAGCGAAAGAAUCGCUUCUCGAUAUGGCAGUCGAAGCGCGUUUUCUACGCAACACCUCAGGUCGUGAUGGCCGAUUUGAAGAACCCCGAACAGGGCUUUCCCGCCGAAAAGGUGCGGCUCAUCGUGGUUGACGAGGCGCACAAAGCAAAAGGACGAUAUGCGUACACGGAGGUCCUGAAAACGAUCAUCGAGCGUAACCGACACUUCCGCGUGUUGGCCCUCUCGGCGACGCCAGGCCGUACACUCGAGGACGUAGGAGAGGUAAUCCGUAACCUGCUCAUCUCCCACAUCGAGGUUCGGUGGGACAACUCGAUAGACGUGAAGCCGUACACCUUCCGGAGGGAUGUGCGCACUAUCGUGAUUCCGUUGAGCAGCACGAUACAGCAGAUACGUGAGCAGCUGCUUAUGCUCGUGGAUCCAUACCUGCGCCGGUUGCUUGAGGCAAAAGUUUUUUCGCGGUACCCCAAUGUCCUGUCUCCGGGCUUGUUCAUCAUGGAACAGAAGCGCUAUCGUACCAAUGCGCUCAUGCAACGGCAUCCCAACCAUAGUAACAUCAUUUCCGAUUUCAGCGUGUGCAUCAGCAUGUACCAUGCGCUCAGCCUGCUCGUCAGACACGGUAUUCGGGCAUUUCUUAACUACUUUACCGAUGGUGGAGGCGGUGCAGCUCAGCAGAACCACCAGGAGAAGUACUUCGUCGCAAUGGAUCCUCAGAUAAAAACGUUUUUGUAUCAGUUGCGCGAGCAGUACUACCCUUCGGAUGGGGAUGUAAGCUGUUUGACUGGUAAUGAUGAUGUGGAUUUUGGCCAUCCUAAGUAUCGUUUGUUGGAAAAGCAACUGAUGACGUUCUUCAAGGAACAACCAGACUCGAAGGCCAUAGUGUUUUGUGAAUAUCGCGAUUCGGUUGCAAUGAUCCAGCGCAUAUUAAGUCAAAAUGAACCGCUGAUUCGCGCUAGAUGUAUUGUAGGACAAGGAGGCACGACCGGAAUUCGCGCCGUGACGCAACACGAACAGAUUGCCGCCAUGCGGCAGUUCCGUACCGGUGCAGUAAAUACAUUAAUCGCCACGUGUGUCGCCGAGGAAGGCAUCGAUGUCGGCGAGGUAGAUCUAAUCGUCUGUUUCGAUAUUGCAAAAAACCCGACCCGAUUUGUGCAACGUAUUGGACGAACUGGCCGGCAGCGUAUUGGCCGGGUGCUGAUGCUCGUUACCGAAGGCGAAGAGCACGAUACGUUGAAGCAAGUAAUGGUAUCGAAGGAUAAGAUAAACCAGCAGCUCGCCAAAAGCAAGGAUAUAAUGCGCGUGCUUUACCGUCACUCGCCAAACCUCGUACCGUGCGAGUUUGCGCCGAAGUGCGUUGAAAUGUUCAUUAAAAUACCGGAAGAGAGCGCAAAGGAUCGGGCGAGUGAUCACGGAACGGAAUCAAGUGACGACUCGCCGGUGGCAGAGUCGGGGCGAAGAAGCAAGCGAAAGAGAACACGAACGUCGAUGGCGCAGAAUUCGACCAGUGUCAAGAAAUCGCCACAAAAGCGACGCAAAAUUGCCACAAGUAAUGUACCGCAAGAUGUGCGGCAGUUUUUUCGGCGCCAGCAGCACGGCCAGGAAGAUGACCUAGAUGCAAGCGAGAGUGAGCUUUUCUCCGCGAAGUCGCCCAAUAUCAGCCGUACUGAUGAUCACGUGCCCGAUCGAUCCAGCAAGAAACCCGCGAUUCCCAUAGACCAAUCGCUUCGAAUGGGCCUAUCGGAUGUGGAGGCUGCAAUCGCCAAGCGUGUCCAACCGCUCGUGCGCCAUUACGACAUGCUGCGGCGGCAGAAGUUCAUCAAUCGACAGCAACUGAUGGACAUUCCCACGAUGAGGCAGAUUUUAGCGCGAAAGUUACAUCCAACCGUAAGCGAGCAGCUUUUGCGACUUCUGCCGGAUUCACCAAGCAAAUCCUCAGCGCCAUCUGAGCCAUGCGCGGAUGAUACUCUCGAUUUUCCCCAGUUGGUUCCUUACGAAAAGCCGCGACGGUCUGACCAGACAGGAAGAGAAUCACCCGCGCAAGAUACCGUUGAAUGCGCACCUGGUCGAUCAAAUUCGAACGCGAAUGACCUCACGACGGUCCUGAAUCAAGCCAGUGCGAAGAAUCCCUCGCUUAGUGGGUGUAAAAAGUCGUUUGUGUCCGCGAAGAAAGCUAGAAAAAAGCACCUAACAUCGCUAGAUCCCGCCAACAGUCCGUUGUUGCGGGCUUUCAAUCGGUCCGUAAAGAAGCGACCCAACUCUGACACGAUCCGGACUCCCAUCGUAACGGGCGAUGCGAGAGAAUUAGAAAAGCGCACUCAGAGCCAGAAUGUUUUGGAAUUUUUCAAGAUGGAAAGUUUAGAGGACAUCUUUGCGGACGAUGAUAGUGAUGAUAUGAAUAUCGCGAGCACUAGUGCUGGAAGAAAUGGCUGUGAUACUCCUGUUGCUAGGAGAUCAAAUGAAAAAUUGAAUCGUAAAGCUACGUUGAUGGUUAAGAAGCUUUUCGACGCUCCUGAAAACGAACACGAGGCGAACAAAUCGUUCAACGAUAUCCGAGCUAUGGAAUCCGAUGUUAUGUUUGAUGAGCAGCCGGAAGAUGUCGUUGUACAACCGAAUGCUACAGCUGUUGAAAGAGUGGCGGAUGGAGGCUCUAAACCUUCCACUUCAUCCUUCCCAAUGUGCUCCAUUCAGCCAAGUAUCUCAGCCACACGUGCUUCCGUGGUUUCUAGCAAAACUAUCAACCUCGGUAUGCCCGGAUCCAUCUUCGACAGCGACAGUGACGAAGAACUUUACUUUUUUGCCACAAAUUCACCGCAACUUCCGGAUGCGCCAAAGCCGCCCGUUCCCUCAGCUGUCAGUUCCGGUAUCUCCGGUAGCUCAGCUAAUUUCCGUACAAAAGUAAACUUUGCCCGGCUCCAUUCGUAUGCCGCAAAGCGAACUCGCAGCCCGGUUGAGGACGGUGUGUCGGAGAGUUUGCCGUUCGCCUCAUGCCAAUCCCGCCCAUCGGCAACAUCCGACGAAACAACCGAGCUGCAGCCGUGCGAGGUCCGAGAUCAGCACAGUUCGCCGAUUUUUGAUAUUCCAGGUGACGGUGGAGAUGGUUUGGACGAGAGUGUCGUCCGCGUUAGAACUAGGCGAUCUGGAAGGAACCGAAUUGAAUGUAGUACGGACGAUAGUAUGGACAGUUGCGAGGAGAAUGAUACUCUUGUUCAAAAUGAGGCAAACGUGUGCUCGAAAUAUGCCAAUGCUGCAGAAAGCGAUGACAAUGAAUUCUUUUCGGUUCCAUCACGCGCACCGAAACGAACGCACCGAAACCGACCGGAAGGGGUGCAAUCCUCGCCCUCGCUCUUAACCCGUAUGCAGAAAUGCAACAUGCGACCACGGGUACGCCCGGCCAGACGUGCCGUGGCAGACUUUUUCCACAGCCAAGCCGCCGCAUCGGGCGACGAGCAUAGUGACGAUGCAGACGUUGGAGCCGUAGAUGAAACGGAAUCUUUCCUAAGCUUCGUGGCCGUGGAGACAGACUCGGGCGAGGAGCCGAACGGGGUCGACAUACGUGCCGUCUAUCUACAAUCCGUGCGUAGUCCUGCAGGUCGGGGUCGCUUCAAAAUUCCUGCGUUAAAAGCCCGCCCCGGCUCGACGGUUCUUAGUGACGUCGAAGAGGACCGCGGUUCGCUUGCUAACACCCAAUAUGGAGACGAAGACUGUUCGUUCAUUAACGACACCGUGAUACAGGUGGAUUCGGAGCUGACGGAACUCGAGCUGGCUGAAUUGCGGCUGCGCGAGCGUCGAAAACAGCCCAAGAAAAAGCGCAGGCGCAAAAUUCUCGUACGACCGUCGUCGGAUUCUGAGUGAUGAAGUUACAGCCUCGUGUGUUUUAUGCCGUAUGCAAUAUUUUUAUUUAAAUGCUUUUAUGCUGCUAUUUCUCGAAAUAGUAGAAUGGAUAUUAUCGUUUGGUCAAAGAUUAAAUUCAGCCCAGUACAAAUGGUAAAGGAGAUAUAAAGGAUUCUUCUUCUUCUUAAUGGCCCGUUCUCAAUUAAACACGUCGUACGUAAUGACAUGGCCUACCUUGCUAUGCUUAGCCAAGGCUUUCAUGACUUUUUUAAAUACUCGUAGCUGGAUAGUCAGUCCUGCGU